CCUUGGCUGCGGAGGUGGAAGUGAACAGCGUGGGCAAUCUCUGAGGGAUUUCUCAACUCCUCUGGCAGCUGGCUGCAUGGCCUCCCUGCCUCGGGCUCUGGUCUGGACUGUUCAGCAGGUGACCUUUGACCAGCUCACUGGGCCUUCUGUGCCCGCUGUCCCAUCCUGGAGCCAAUAUAAAACAGAUCAGAGGCCUCCCGGCUUGCCUGCCCAGUUUUAUCCCUAGAAGCAGCUAGCUACUCCAGGUGCACAGGUGCCAUGCAGCCCCGAAUGCUCCUCAUCGUGGCCCUCGUGGCUCUCCUGGCCUCUGCCCGAGCUGAUGAGGGAGAGGGAUCCUUGCUGCUGGGUUCUAUGCAGGGCUACAUGGAACAAGCCUCCAAGACGGUCCAGGAUGCACUAAGCAGCAUGCAGGAGUCUGAUAUAGCUGUGGUGGCCAGGGGCUGGAUGGACAAUCGCUUCAAAUCCCUGAAAGGCUACUGGAGCAAGUUCACUGAUAAGUUCACUGGCCUCUGGGAGUCUAGCCCUGAGGACCAACUAACAACACCAACUCUUGAGCCGUGAGACCUCCAUGUUCCAGAUGUGUCUGGCCAUCCAUCCUGCUGCCUCCGAAGGUUGCUCUAAGGGGAAAGUAUAUUCUCAUGCCUUUAUCCCUCCCCAGACCUCACCUAAACAUGCUGUCCCUAAUAAAGCUGGACACGAAGCUGCCA
Molecule: messenger RNA, 707 nt
Organism: Rattus rattus (black rat)
Lineage: Eukaryota; Metazoa; Chordata; Mammalia; Rodentia; Muridae
Gene: Apoc3
Product: apolipoprotein C3
Exons: 4
Coding region: 259-561 (100 amino acids)
Biological process (GO): negative regulation of triglyceride catabolic process; triglyceride homeostasis; negative regulation of lipoprotein lipase activity
Cellular component (GO): extracellular region; chylomicron; very-low-density lipoprotein particle
Molecular function (GO): phospholipid binding; lipase inhibitor activity; high-density lipoprotein particle receptor binding
Source: RefSeq, a predicted model, not a curated record